AUGAAAAAAUUUCUUUCAGUGAUUAAGAAUGUGACAGAUCCAGAAAAAAUAGCUAAAUAUAGUGCUCAGAAAAUUGAAAACUUCGCUGAUUAUUUAGAUUCAAAUAAUGAGAAACCUUCACAAUAAAUUCCAUUUAUGGUAAUAACUAUAUGUUCAUCAUUAUUAUAGAUAACAAGAUAAAUGAAAAAUGAUCUUUCAGAUUUAGGAUAUAAUUAUGAUGAUAUUAAAAAAAUGACUCCAACUUAUGCCAGUAAUCUACUGUAAAAUCAAAUAAAAAAAAAGAAGUGA
Molecule: messenger RNA, 288 nt
Organism: Paramecium octaurelia
Lineage: Eukaryota; Ciliophora; Oligohymenophorea; Peniculida; Parameciidae
Source: the annotation of a GenBank genome assembly